AUGUCCGGAACCAAAAGACUUUAUGUGGGCAAUUUGCCAUACGUGGCACAGAAAGCAGACGUAGCAGCUUUCUUUGCAAAGCACAAUGUGGAGGUCCUCAACAUCGACAUCUCCAUCGACUCCUUCACCGGCCGCAACCCAUCCUACUGCUUCGUCGACUUCACCACGGAAGCAGCAGCCGAAACAGCAAGACAAACCCUCCAAGGCCAACUCAUUCGCGGCCGCCCCAUCAAAGUCAACAUCGACACCGGCAACCGCCAAGCCCCACGUGGUCCACGAACCGAAGGCGCCCCCUUGCCACCAGACAACCGCUACGUCUAUGACCGCUGGACUCGCAACGAUGCCCCAGACCACUGGCUCGGACCCCAAACCGAAGGCCGCCGGGUCUGGGUCGGCGGCCUACCUAUCAUGCGUACGCAGCUGGAAACCCAUGAGAUGAUGCGGGGGUUGUUUUCCGGGUGA
Molecule: messenger RNA, 462 nt
Organism: Recurvomyces mirabilis
Lineage: Eukaryota; Fungi; Ascomycota; Dothideomycetes; Mycosphaerellales; Teratosphaeriaceae
Exons: 2
Coding region: 1-462 (153 amino acids)
Cellular component (GO): cytoplasm; nucleus
Molecular function (GO): mRNA binding
Source: RefSeq, a predicted model, not a curated record